AUGUGGCUCUACGCUUCUUUGGCAGCGCUCCUUGGGAUGGUGGGAAUGCCGCACGCGCAAGCUGCAACGUGUUCCGUGGCAGUGGAUGCUCGGGUGGUGUCCACCACGGAGGAGGCCUCGGAACUUAGCGAGGCAUUGCUCUGCUCGGGAGCUGGCGAGUUCGAGGUUGAGUGGCAGGGGGAAGUGUUGCUUGAGCGACCGAUAUUCAUCUCCAAUGGCAGCUAUGUCAAGGUUACGGGGGCUAGCGCGGGGGAGGCAGUGAUCGACGGUGGCGAUGCCGUUGUGCUCUUCAACGUCAACGAUGGUUCAACGCUAGAGCUCGAUGCGCUGUCCCUCGUGCGUGGGGUGGCUACAUAUACCGCGACCUACUCCUAUGGGGGCGGCGGGGCGGUGAUCCUCAGAAGCGACGACUGCAUACUGACUGCCUCUAGUUGCUCGUUUAUCGGCAAUAACGCGAUUGACUCCGGAGGUGCCAUCAGUUCGAGGGGCAGCAACAUCACCCUCGAUGGCGACACGACUUUCGCGGACAACAGUGCAGGGGAAUUUGGAGGUGCUAUCUACCUGACUACCGAUGGUAGCAUCACCAUCGAUGGCACCACGGCUUUCACCAACAACAGUGCUGGGAUUUGGGGAGGUGCUCUCUACGACAGCGGCAACGGCAUCACCAUUUACGGUACUGCGACUUUCGACAACAACACUGCCGAAGAUCGGGGAGGUGCUUUUUAUGCGGAAGGAAACGUUGUCAUCGAUGGGGUCAUUACUUUCUCGGGCAACACCGCAGGGAUACAUGGAGGUGCUAUCUACUCAUCAGAAAAUAACAUCACCUUGGAUGGCGAAACAGUUUUUGCAUACAACGAGGCAACAUUAAAUGGAGGUGCACUAUUCUUGGGUGGAGCGGACAUGGACUUGCGAGGAACGACGCAAUGGGUCGGCAACGCCGCCGGUGGUGACGGAGGCGCACUGUAUAUGGAAGACGCAGCGACAUCAUUUGCGUUGUCCCGUGUGGACGCAUCUUUCACAAACAACGCAGCCGGAGCCGACGGAGGAGCUAUAGCAGUCACAGGCGGCUCUUCUUUGUCCAUCAGCGGGCCGAUACCAUUUCGAUACAACAAAGCGCAAGAAAACGGAGGUGCCAUCGUUGUACGAGGCUCGACAGUUGUCACCGAAGAAGGGACCUUAUUUGAUGGCAACGAGGCCAAGGGCGGAGCAGGGGGCGGUGUAUACUGUUCAUCCUCUUUGGCGGCUUUCAACGGGUCCGUUUUUUCUGCAAACGAGGCCUUGUGGGGCGGAGGCCUGGCUUUGUUCUCCUCUGGAUCGUUGUUCGACGACGACGAUCCCGGCUCGGGGUCUGUGAAUGCGACCAUGUGCGUAUUUCAAGGGAACAGCGCUGUCGACGGGGGCGCCAUGUACAGUGCCGCAGGGUACGACGGGAUCAAGGACUGUCGGUUUGAGGACAAUUUGGCAGUGGGGUCAGGCGGGGCUUAUCUCCACUCCGGAGUUCUGGUGGAGCUUGACCGCAGCACCUUCGUCGGCAACAGAGCUCGAGAUGCUGGUCUGGCUGUUCAGAGCCUCGGGAUUGCUGGGAACAUCACCGACACCACCUUCGAGUCCAACACAUACUACUGCUCUUCUGGACAGUAUGGAUAUGAGUACGAGAUCGGUGAAGACGAGGUUUCUGGCACCUGCCGUUUUGGCGUGGUCUGCUCAAGCUGCGCAGCCUCGUGUGAAGAUAACCCGGGAAGCGUUGUCGUGGUCAACGACGCUCAUGUACCGAUCUGCGAAACGGCUAUGACGGGGGUCGACACUUCUGGAGACGGAGGCGUGACACUUCCAGAGCUCAACCUUCUUCGUGGCUACUACCGCACGUCUGCCGAGAGUCAAAACGUCCUGAAGUGCUACCAGGAAGAAGCUUGCAUCGGGGGGACGGAUGUCAGUCAGUACUGUCAGGAGGGUUACCGUGGAGCAUACUGUGCUGUGUGCGAUGAGGGCUACGCGUCCGGGUAUCAGUUCAGCUGCUCCAUCUGCGACGGCGAGAAUUUACGAUCGGCGAUCGGCACAUCGGUAGCCCUGUUUUUCGUGGCGCUGGUUGGUAUUGCCCUGGUGAUCGCCGAUCUUGUCCGAGUGGUCGAUGAAGUCGAGCCCGACACGGCUUCGACAUGGGGAAAGAGGCUGACGUCCUGUCGAGACCGAAUUGUAAAAGCUGUUCCACUCACGUCGAUCAAGAUUGUCGUGGUUGCAUGGCAGAUUGUCACUCAGUUUUCGUCCGUGGUGAACGUGGUGUACCCGGACAUCUACGAGAGCUUUCUGGCCGUGCUGAAUGUGGUGAACUUCGAUCUAGGCUUCCUUCUCUCCGUCUCCUGCAUUGUCGACGUCAACUUCUACGGCCGGCUCUUUUUCACGACGGUCGGCCCGCUGGUUGUGUUUGGAGGUCUAGCGGCGACGUACGCCAUAUCCAGGUCCCGUAACCGGCACUCGCCCGCCGGGAUGCAAGCUGCCAAAAGCAAGCAUCUCUCGAUCGCGCUUUUUAUUUCGUUUGUCGUCUACUCUUCGGUGUCCUUCAAUAUAUUCCAAACCUUUGUUUGCGAGACGCUGGACGACGGGGUGACAUACUUGAGGGCGGACUACAGCCUCACCUGCUCGACAGGCGUCCAUACGGCGAUGAUGGCGUACGCCGGCCUGAUGAUCUUGGUAUACCCGGUAGGUAUCCCGACCGUUUAUAGUUGGUGGCUCCUCUCUAACCGACAUGACCUCGUCAAGGUUGGCACCUCCGGCAACUGCUUGGGAGGGGCUCCCAGGUUGGACCACCUGCAGCCCAUGCGGGACCUCUGGUCUUCCUACAAGCCCCGCCGAUACUAUUUCGAAGUGUUGGAGUGCGGUCGCCGGAUAGCAUUGACAGGGCUAGCUGCCUUUCUGUUGCCCGACAGCGCGGCGCAGGUGGCGAUCGAGGUGGUACUCGCCGCCAUCUUCAUGGCGGUGUCCGACGUGCUGUCGCCGUUCGCGGACCCGUUCGAUGGAUGGCUGUAUCGCACCGGUGCAUGGAUCAUUUUUUUCUCCAUGUACCUGGCUCUGCUUCUGAAAGUAGACGCUUCGGACGAGGACAGUCAAAGCCAAGCUGCGUUUGCGAAGGUGCUCAUCGCGGCGCAUGUCGGCAUGGUUUUGGUGGUCCUGGUUCAAGCCGUGCUGUCGGUGAGGAGGGGCCUCGUAACUAUGCGCGACCAGCCGGCCGCCAAUCGGAGCGUCCGUGGGUCAAGUUUCGCGCAGGGUCACGAUGGGAAGACUGGUGCAAGCGAAUCAGAGCCGCAGUGGUCGAAAGAAAUUAAUGGAGCUGCUGGAAGACCCCCGAUCCUAGGGUGAGCACUUGAGCUUUCCAAUAAGAAUCGCCGUCGUUAACGACAUGUUUCCCGAGCGGUGGGUGCGGCAGCCUGCUUUUGCCUUUUGAGUAUCAACAUAUUUCGUUUCCUUUUCUUGUGGUACCAUACAAUUGUAAGGGCCAGUGCAAGUGAGACUUUCGUUGGGGGUUGUAUCUGACUUUAAGGCGAUACCAGGGAAAACAAACAAGACUCGUUCGCCACGUCCCGUCGCUUGUCUUGGUGCGCUUGUCUCGCUUCCAAGCAAUAUACUGUGGUCCUACCUCACGAUAUGUAGGUGUGGUGAUCUGUCCAAGUGUGGUGUCGUGUGGUGUCGACGAUGCGCUUCGUAAUUCUUGCUUCUUCGAAAAUCAUCUCGUCGCGAUACCAUUUUACUCUGCGUCAAUGGGAUCAGUGAAAUGCCCGGAGAUAGCAUCUAUAUUAUAUGUAGUUCGGUAGACUUGUAAGGGUAGGUAUUCCGUCGCCUUGAGCUUUUGUGGGUUUGGUGCGUGCGAUUCGUGUGGAAAUGGUUCGCUAGAAUGGGUCUAUCUCCUGCGUUUUUCUAUUUAUUUCCUGUCGUGUAGAAUAUUGGGCCGUUUGCCUUCGCUCUUCCAACUCAGCACGCGCAGCGGAAGACCUGAGCAUCACGCUGGCCGCGAAGUCUUCUCGUUCUUGGUCCCUGGCUUUCCGGAGAGCUUCCUCAUGGGCUAUCUCGGGAAGCAUGCCAGGGAAUUCCGGCUUCGUUGGUGACGUUCGUUGUCUCUGGUGCGGGUGCCGCAUCCAGUCAUAUCAUCACCAGCUGCGAAAAACCUGAGAUGGCUCUGCUUUUUUCUUGCCACCAUCCUUCUUCUUGGCUUUCUUCUUAGGAGGCAUGGUCGGGGCCUGGAGCAACGUACGUAAAGCGGGUAGCGGGCGGGCGUGAUGUGUGGUGGAUCCGCGAAAACACAAAAACGGACUGGGGCGCGAAAAAUGAUUUCGGAGACGAGCUCCUGUACAUGUACGUGUUAUUGUGUUGUCUGGCGACCCCCCUUUUUGAUCUCGUCCGGCGAACUCCCUUUUUUUCCUUUGGGUGCCGCGUGCCGCACAUCAGCGCACCAUGCCGCAUGCAUUUUCACCUAUAAAUCGCGCCCGCCAUCGGCAGUGACGUAUACAGUAGGAAGAGUCUGCUGUAAGGUAGACACGAUGAUUACGUGCAGCAGCAAAACAUUUUUUCUCGCUCUGUGCAACUCUGUGAGCCUCGUCGCUCUCUCUCGCUUAAAAUCGUUCUGUGUGCUUGUGUACGGCGAUUGAGGACGUGAAGAGCUUGAUCAACCGCACGCGACGCCCUCUGUGAUGGAUUGAUAUGGAUACCCGCGAGCGCUAGCAUACAGUCUGGCUGGCUGGUAGGGUUGUUGCGAAAAACAUGUGUGCGUUGUUUGUGCGCCUUCUUAAACGUGGAGUCGGAGAUCGCCGAUCGACCCACUGAAACUGCGGCCAUCCGUCAACUAACUGGUCGAGUCGAGCGGUAUGGUUGCGUGCCCCUGGGUCGGGAUGGUCACGAACGGUCACCGCCGCGACGGGGGGGACCGAGGUUGAGUGACCGGAGAGAAAUCCGCCGGGGUCAAGUUUUGUAUACGAACUUUGUGACGGGAGAACUGGAAUCAAUCCCUUAGUUUUACUCAAAGGUUUCCCUGCACUUCAGCCCCCGAAAAGCAAUAUAGAAAAGUUGAAGCCGGAGAUUUGAGGCCGGCAAAAAGACACUUCAAAAUCUCUGCACCAACCAAAGCUACAAUCGCCCUCUCGCGGCCAUUGCCUUCGCACACAGCACGAACACAGAAGUGCCGCAUAGUAUGGCGCGUAUCUCACGGUCACAUCUAAUGACAACCCAAUAACAGGCCAAAAAAGAGAGAAAAAACGCGAAAAGCCCAAGGACUGCGCCAAAAAACGAACAGAUUUUACGUUGAAUCUACUGGUGAAUAGCCCGCUGGCGGUGCUUUCGCUGUCGUCUAGCAAGAUCCUUACUUCCGCAUCCGCCAACAUGCCACUCAAAGGAGCAGCAGCAAGCAGCAAACAAGGCGCUCAAGGGCAAAUCCGCGACAGCGUCGAAGGCGGAACGCAUGGCGAGAAUGGCGGCGAUGCUUCAGGAGGCGACCGCGAGGGCAGACUCCGAGCCUUCGGCUUCGCCUCUCUUUCCAAGUUCGACAUCAAGAAGAGCGCGAUCUAAGAAAUUCACGAGCGGAUGUGUAAUCUUCUAUCAGCCACCAGCUGCCCACCCGGCACAUGCAAGAAACAUUGAGAUACGAAUAACUACCAGACGUCCCCGCACUGUGCAAGAUGGCUCCCCGUGCUUCAUGCUUUAUUGUUGCAGCGUGUGUGCGUACCUCACUUUUCGUUCGUGUCUGACGAUGCGUCACGAAUAUAGCACCACCCCUCUCUCCCCACAUUCGUGGACUUCAUCUCACGUAACCCCUCGAACAAGGACUUUUCAUCGUUCACACCCUCAUCGGCCACCAAAUGUGCUUUGAGAGAUUGAGGGUACCCAAAGUUGUCCCUGGUACACAGAUUACUUGAAGUUCGAGCUUCGCUUGCUUUGUGUCUUUUUUUCCAUGUGUAUCUCGGCGCCAUAUCGGUACUAUUCCGAAAUCGGCCAAGAAGGGUACUUAGUUGGUGGGAGGUUACACACGCUAACCCCGUGCUGCUCCAAAAUCGGCGAAGGGAAAGGUACAUGGUUUUAGGAGGUACACACCCAUUGCCGCCCCGCAAUCGGCCAAGAAGGAUACCAAGUUGGUGGGAGGUACACACGCUCACCCAGCUGCCCCGAAAUCGGCGAAGGAAAAGGGUCCUGGUUGUUGGGAGAUACACAGCCAUUGCCGCCCCGAAAUCGGCCAAGAAGGGAAAAUCAUGUCCGCGGGCUCCCCUGUGUUACCUCCCACAACAAACACACACACCGGAGCGCAACGCAGACGAGCAGAGGCGUCGCGGACCGAGGCGACGGGCAGCUGAGGACCACGACUGAUCUGCUGGGAAGACGAAAGCAGCGCAGCGAAGCAGAGACGUCGCGGAGGAGGGCGACAGGCAGCAAAGGGGCACGACUGAUCAUCUUGGGAGACGAAAGGUGCCUACGGGGGACGCGGAGAGAUGCCAUGGAGCGUAUUAUAGGCAGUUUAGAGGGGGCGUUGAAUCGUCCAGCGUAUCAGUCACUUUUUUUGCAUGAUUCGUCCUUACUAGGCCGAAUCGUACACGUAUCAGGCCAUAGUAUUUUCAAGUCUCUUGGCACAGUUCAAGCACGAUUCAUUUUUUUGGCAGCCUGGAGACUCCGGCUUAUACAGUAGGCCGUUAUGAUACAUACACAUACUGAAUGUUACUCGAACCGGUUUGCACGUACGACAGUGGGUUGUUGGCACGGAACAAUCGGUAGAGAGAACAAAAGACACAACGCGAUACAUUCAGGUGGUUAUGGUACUAAUCUACACUGUAUGUACCGCUGGUCACGCUAGAGCCUUCUGGUGCGGGUCAUCUGGAGAUGAGCCGUGGUGGUCAGGAGCCGCACACAAGUUGCGUGCCGUGUAGGUCGCUGGUGCGGCUGGGAUACUGUAUGCGAUCGUUAUGAUAAAUACACAUG
Messenger RNA from Ectocarpus sp. CCAP 1310/34, 6948 nucleotides. NCBI's taxonomy places the organism in Eukaryota, Phaeophyceae, Ectocarpales, Ectocarpaceae. The record is from the annotation of a GenBank genome assembly.